Caenorhabditis angaria is the source of this 1722-nucleotide messenger RNA. NCBI's taxonomy places the organism in Eukaryota, Metazoa, Nematoda, Chromadorea, Rhabditida, Rhabditidae. The record is from the annotation of a GenBank genome assembly.
AUGCCGGCUUAUCACUCGAAAUUCGAUCUGGAGACUCAAGUUUUGCCGCUGGGAAAUACGAAUAUGGGAAAAUUGCCGUUGAGAACAACGGUUAAAGGACCAGCGCCACGUGGGUUUUUUUGGAGGGAAAAUUUCAAUUUUUUAUCUGAAACUGCGAAUUUUACUGGAAACACAGACUUUUCAAAGAAUUUCUGGAACUUCGAUAGAAACCUUGAGUUUAGUUCAAAACUUGUUUUUUUUUCCUCAAAUUCCUCACCAAAAAUCCUUUUUCAGAAACCAGCGAUUUCGACAUAAUCGACGAGGCUCUUCAAUAUUUCAAACCCAAUAUCUUUUUCCGCGAAUUUGAGAUUAAAGGCGCAGCUGACAGAACGAUGAUUUAUUUGAUUUUUUAUAUUACCGAAUGUUUGAGAAAAUUGCAAAGAGUGGGUUUUUGAAAGUUAAAUUUAGAAAUUGUGAAAUGAAAAUGCAAAAAAUUGCUAGUUUCGAACGAAAAUUCAAGAAAAACACAAAUCUUCAGUAAUCCUGGUUUACCCCUGAAGAAGAACAUUUCAAAAUUCAUUUUUCAAAAGGCUUGAAAUUUCAAAUUUUAAAAAAUUGAGUUUAAAAAAAUCCUCUUUUUUAGACCCAAAACUAUAAUUUUUCUAUUUUUUCUCAUUUUCCAGAGUCCCAACAAAAUUGCGGCUCAAAAAGACUUAGCUGCUCUCGCAUUAUCGCAUCAACUUCCAAUUCCUGGCGAAAAUGGAUUUCCAUUGAAUAGUAUGUAUCGAGCACCACAAAAUAAACAAGACGAAGAUGAAAUGCGAGCAUAUUUGCAACAAGCAAGACAAGAACUCGGAUUGCGAUUGGUUGAAUUGGCAUUUCCUCAACCACAGGAACGAGCAUCGAAGGUUAGUUGGAUAUUUGAUUGGGAAAAAUUGAGACAUUUGCGGGGUUUCAAAAAUUCCUCAUUUUUGGUCCAAAAUUUGAUAAAUUUACGUAUUAUUGAGAGCAAUUGGAUUACUGUAGUUUACUGGGUCUCAAAACGAUUGCAAAUCCUCAAUAUUCCUUGUUUUUUCUUUGAAAAAAAACCCGAAUUUUUCACGUUUCAAAAUUUUGAUAAGGAUAUGUUUUUUUCAAAUAAUUUUCGAUACUCUCAUUUUUUUUAAAACAAAAUAGUAUUCUCUCCGUGAAGUGUAAUUGUAGAGAAUCUCAGGGUUCCAAACUGUUAUAUUUUUGGUGUAAUCAGUUCUAAAAGUCAGAGAGGGGGCGCUUCCCAUUUUGAAAAAAAUCCCCUGAAGUCACAACAAGCGUGUUAGAUGUUCCAAAAAUUGCAUUAUUUAAUAAUUACAUUGUCAUUCAUUCCGCUCUGCACUGUUUUUUAUUUUUUACGGCUGCCACAUUUUUCAACUUUGACAAUACUUCUACCGUACUCCUCAUCAAAAGCGCACACAAUUUUUGUCCCGUGUCUCGCAACGCGCGUUGAUUUUUCAAAAAAAAAAAACGAAGUGGUGUUUGCACUUAUAGAAACAUUUGAUGUGACGCCGAAUUUUCAGUGAUUUCGUUUUUUAUAAGGGAGUGAUUCCAAGUUUUCUGAUAUUUCAAUUCCAAUUCAAGAAUACUGUAGAUCAUCAUUUUCUCGCCAAAAUAUGUCAAUUCAAAUUUUCCGUUUUCUAGUGGUGGCUGUGUUUUGCUCGUCGUCGUUUCAUGGACAAAGGAUUGGUCAGCCAAGGAGUUGUUUUGUAA